AUGUUGUCAAGGACCGGACUAUUGCAAGCAGGAUGUUUGCUGAGGGCGGCUUCCUGGCGGACAAGCGCCUGCCUUCCUGAUGCUUGGCCCAAGCAUGCAGGCCAAAAGCGCGCACAAACGACCACUUCCUCAUCGCCAUUUCACGACGAUGUGCACGCAAAUGGCAUUUUCUACCACGCGCUGACCUCCUCGGGCGAUCGAUAUGCACUGAGCUACUCCUCCAAGGUGCCGAGCUCCGCCGAACAACCUUCUGUACUAGGCAUCCUCUCCCUGCCAUCCUCGGCACAAAUCACAGCCCAAGAUGGAUCGCGUUUGGCUCCUUCCCAACUAGCCCAAUCACAUGCCGAAGACUUUGUCACCAAUCCCAACUUUCACAGCUUUUUGCAUAGCGUCCUCAAGCUCGCCGCACUGGACGACGGCAUGAUUCAAUACGAAGCGUUCCUGCGCAAGAGCGGCUUUGCGCACGUGGCAGGUGGGUCGAAUGCGCUUCGUCUGAUCCUGCUUUAGAGUGCAGCGCCCCAAUACCUGUAUGCUGAUAUUCCACUCUCUCCCCAUCCUUGCAUCUCAUCUCGACGUAGAUCAAAGAGAACAGCUAAUGCCAGGUCGCAUUCCGUACCCCGAAAACAUCCUCGCUUCCAUAGGUUUCGACAAUCAAGAGUUGGUUGGGGAGACAUACUCGCCCAACGAGGUGCACAGGAUCAUCACGAAGGAGUUGGGCGUCAUGGUUCUCAGACCUGCGUGGCACGCCAGAUUGAUGGAGGAGCUGGACAAAGCUUGA
Ceraceosorus bombacis is the source of this 778-nucleotide messenger RNA. NCBI's taxonomy places the organism in Eukaryota, Fungi, Basidiomycota, Exobasidiomycetes, Ceraceosorales, Ceraceosoraceae. The record is from the annotation of a GenBank genome assembly.